This is a messenger RNA of Mangifera indica (mango), 2198 nucleotides long. RefSeq lists its product as uncharacterized. Lineage: Eukaryota; Viridiplantae; Streptophyta; Magnoliopsida; Sapindales; Anacardiaceae. The record is from RefSeq and is a predicted model, not a curated record. Gene Ontology annotation, molecular function: 3'-5' exonuclease activity; nucleic acid binding. Gene Ontology annotation, biological process: nucleobase-containing compound metabolic process. The coding region runs from base 179 to 1753 and encodes 524 amino acids. The transcript has 8 exons.
AAAAGAAUUAAGUCCUCUGGCCACCAAAGUAACAUGGAGAUUAUCCUUCAAAAGAAAGCUUAGCUGACCACGUGGACUUGCGUAACGAUUCUUCGCCGGCCGAUGUAGAAUGGGCUGCGCCCAAAAAAGCCCCAAAAAAUAAAAUAAAGCAAAGUCACAUCUCUGCAGGCAUUCCUUAAUGGAUUCCAAUUACCAGAAGCCCCUCAGAAUCUACCUGGUCUCAUCACCCGACUCACCCGAGUUCAGUCACUUGUCUCGGGCGCUAACUCGGUCCAAUCUCAUAGCAUUCGAUGCAGAGUGGAAGCCCAUUCGUUCACACCAGCACAAUUUUCCCAUCGUCUCACUCCUUCAACUCGCUUGUCAAUUCGAUCGCAGACUUUGCUCGGACUCGGACGAGUUGAACGAGUCAGCAGCUUUUUUACUCGACCUGUCCUCAAUUCCUCUAUCGUCAAUAUGGAAAUUGUUAAAGGAGGUGUUUGUUUCCCCAGAUGUGUUGAAAUUAGGGUUUAAAUUUAAGCAAGAUCUGAUUUACUUGUCGUCUACUUUCUGUUUACAAGGAUGUGAACCAGGGUUUGAUAGGGUGGAGCCCUAUUUAGACAUCGCGAGUAUAUAUAACUAUCUGCAACAUAAGCAACAUGGGAGGAAGUUACCAAAGGAAACCAAGAGUUUGGCAACUAUUUGCAAGGAAGUAUUAGGCAUUUCUCUUUCAAAGGAACUUCAAUGUAGUGAUUGGUCACGUCGUCCUCUUACAGAAGAGCAGAAAGCUUAUGCUGCUACAGAUGCUCACUGCUUGCUUGAAAUAUUUAAUAGCUUCCAGGAUAAAGUUUCUCAGGAAGGGAAUUCUUUUAGCAACAUUGCUGAACUACAUUCUUUUGAUUUGGAUCGCGGGUUGAAAGAAAUCCUUGAGAAUCCUGAAGUUGGGAAUAAAAUCAUCACAACAAGAGUUUGUGAUGCUCUGGACAUGGUUCGAGCCACUGCUUCUUUUCAAUAUUCUCAGCAUGCAGCUGACGGUGUGAAUUGCAGAAUUUCACAUAGAACUAGGAUGCCUUUGGAUGAAUCCUUCUCGAAGAUGGUAAGGAAGUAUGGUGAAAAACUUCUGUUGAGAGAAUCAGAUAGAGCACCAAAAAUGUCCAAAAAGAAAGGCAAAAGACAGUCGUCUGCGGGUGUGAUAUUGAAAGGAAAACAGUUGGACAAUAUUGGUGAUUGGCAAGGUCCCCCACCAUGGGAUUUGUCUUUGGGAGGAAAUGGGUGCCCUAAAUUUCUAUGUGAUGUGAUGGUUGAAGGAUUGGCUAAACAUUUACGCUGCGUGGGGAUAGAUGCUGCAAUACCAAAUUCUAAAAAGCCAGAAUCUAGGGAGUUGAUAGAUCAAGCAUACAAAGAAAAGAGAGUACUUUUGACGCGAGAUGCCAAGCUGUUGAAGCAUCAAUAUCUGAUAAAGAAUCAAAUAUAUCGGGUGAAGAGCCUUUUGAAAAAUGAACAGCUACUUGAGGUUAUUGAAACAUUCCAGUUGAAAAUUAGUGAGGAUCAGCUGAUGUCAAGGUGUACUAAAUGCAAUGGAAGGUUUAUUCAAAAACCGUUAUCAAUGGAAGAGGCUGUUGAGGCUGCAAAGGGUUUUCAGAGAAUACCUGACUGCUUGUUUGACAAGAAUUUAGAGUUCUGGCAAUGCAUAGAUUGCCACCAACUUUACUGGGAGGGAACCCAGUAUCACAAUGCAGUUCAGAAGUUCAUCAACGUCUGCAAGUUGAGUGAAUGACUUGAAGGUAAUAAGCAUUGUUCACCAAGUGGCACUCGAGUUUUGAAUUAACCAAUUUAGGUUGCAUUAAGGCUAUCUAAGUAUGAAAUAAUGUCUUCAGUUGACUGAUUUGUUACGGAAAACCCAAGCCUAUGAUUACAUUAUUAAUUCAUUGAUUUUUCGUUAUGGAUGAUUUGCACUCAUCUUUUAAGAGGUUCCUUGAGUGCAACUCAAGCCUGGUUAUGCAUUAAGACCCUGUACACAGUUUGCAGUUUUUUGGGUUAUAAUUUUUUUACCAGUAAAGCUGAGGGUUAAUACACAGGGCUUGGUGUCAUUAAGGGCAAAAUUUUUUUUACCAUUUAUGUUGUACUUCAGAUUCCAGCUCCUGGUAAUUGCAGUUGCACAUGUAAAAUAUCAGUGAAAGGAAGUGUUUACAAAUUUAUGGAGAGAAAGUUUUUCAUGCACA